AUGCCUAAAUCAAAAGAAUUUGUUAAUAGUUCUGAAUCAGCUAGCGACGAAGAGUCAGAAACAAAAUCAACAGAAAAAAAACCAAAGACUAAAGGUUCAGAUAAUAAACAGGAUCCACCGGCUAAACGAGCUAAAACAACUGAUGAAGAAAAUGGUGCUGCGGCUUCAAAGUCUGGAGCUAAUGGUGAACGCCUUUAUGAAAUUGGUAAAUUACGCUAUGUAUCAGUAAGUGAAUUUCGAGGUAAAUCAUAUGUCAAUAUUCGUGAAUACUAUGAAGAUAAAGGCGUAGAAAAACCAGGCAAGAAAGGUAUUAGUUUGACUGGUGAUCAAUGGGAAAAAUUGAAAUCAUUGAUUAAUCAAGUUGAUAAAGACUUGAAAAAGGCCAAAUAA
This is a messenger RNA of Rotaria sp. Silwood1, 390 nucleotides long. The record is from the annotation of a GenBank genome assembly. NCBI's taxonomy places the organism in Eukaryota, Metazoa, Rotifera, Eurotatoria, Philodinida, Philodinidae.